Molecule: messenger RNA, 1090 nt
Organism: Galdieria sulphuraria
Lineage: Eukaryota; Rhodophyta; Bangiophyceae; Galdieriales; Galdieriaceae
Exons: 1
Source: RefSeq, a predicted model, not a curated record
AUUUUCUUUGAAAGCUUGAAAACAUGACUUGUAUAAAAAGCUAUUGUAGACAAUGGUUUUUGUUCCUCUCCUCCAAAAGUCCAACCACUUGUUUUGUUACUCUUCGAGUUGUUCAUCCUACUCAAGCUUUAUGUUGUGGUGGUUCACAUCGUCCGAAGAGUUGUGGGAAGAGAAUCAUCCUGCUGAAGAGAAAAACUGCGGUUUCACGCUUAUACCUUCGAUCUUCGUUGAAAGAAAGGUCAAGUCAAGUACAGAGACCAGGUAACCAUACGAAACAAGUGACCGAACAAAACGCUAUUUUAUUGCUCAAGGAAUGGAUUGGGAUAUUUUUGUUUGGGUUUAUUACCACUUUUGUAACAAUAUAUUUUUAUUUGGUGACAAAAAACAAACGUUGGUUGUUGUUAAUUGUUGCUUGUGGUAUGCUUUGGAGUAUUUCGAUGGUUAUUCAGAGACUACACAUUCGUAGAAUGUUGUUAGCACAGCGGGUAUGGCAAGAAGAUAUGGAGAAAUAUAUGUCGAAACUGGAAGAAAGGAUAGAAAAAGGAGAUGGUCAACUAGCAAUGUCGAUAUCUCAGUUAGAAUCCAUAGCAAAGACUUGUGAGUGGAUGGAAAGGAAACAAGAAGAACGAAAGGAAGAGUGGAAACAGUUUUUAUGGGAAUGGAAAAGACUUGGAGAAGAAUGGAAUGAAAGCAGAAUGUCCUUGAAUACUCGCCUAUAUCAACUGGAUAAAUGGGAAGAAAGAUGGAAAGAUAUUCAGUCCACUUUAAAGGAAUUGGCUUCUAAUCUAUCGGCUGAAAAGCAAAAUUGGUCGAGUUUGUCUGAACAAGUCAACCAAUUGUUUGAGAAAGUGACUUUGGUAUCUUCUGAAAAUCGCUUUUCAAUGGAAAAUAAGGAAACCGUGUCUUCUUCUAUUUCUAAUGGAAAUAAUAAUGUGUCUGGUAUAGUUCCUUGGAAAGAAUCGAAAGGAAGAGAAGGAUAUAGCCAUCUUUAUAGUUUCUCGAGAGAUGAAUUUGAAAGAGAAGAAAUGUUAAAACAGUUGGAUGAAGAAUGGAUCGACGCUUAUUGGGAAGAAAGAGAUUAUAAAGAUAG